Leptopilina boulardi is the source of this 1751-nucleotide messenger RNA. It is a transcript of the gene Idi, whose product is annotated as isopentenyl-diphosphate Delta-isomerase 1. Bases 292 to 1047 code for a protein of 251 amino acids. Lineage: Eukaryota; Metazoa; Arthropoda; Insecta; Hymenoptera; Figitidae. The record is from RefSeq and is a predicted model, not a curated record. Gene Ontology annotation, molecular function: isopentenyl-diphosphate delta-isomerase activity. The transcript has 2 exons. Gene Ontology annotation, biological process: isopentenyl diphosphate biosynthetic process; isoprenoid biosynthetic process. Gene Ontology annotation, cellular component: cytoplasm.
AUAUAAGAUCUGUAAAUUUGACUUUUAGAGAAAUUUACAUUAGAAAAAAGAAAAAUGGAAUAAUGUGAAUAAUUUAUAGGUCGUGACGUCGUUUAAAUUUUUAUGUUAAUAUUUCAUAUAUUUAUUAUCAACUUUUACAUGUUCGAAAGCGAUACAUAGUCAUUCUUAACUGUUCAUUCCUGAUUGAAAGUACAAGAAAAUUAUGAGUUGUUAAUAUAAAUUUUACUAACUUUUUUUUUUUUGCUGACAGAAUUUUGUGUUUAAAUUCUUUUUUUUUUGUUUAUUAAAAAAAUGGCUUUAAGAACAAUAUUAAAUACGGGAAAGAGAAUUUGUUCGGGAAUACAAGAAGAAUAUACAUUAACGAAAAAUAUGCAUUCUAAUAUAAAAGUUGCACCAUUACAAAAAGCAGCAUUAGAAGAACGUUGUAUUCUUAUUGAUGAAUUUGACAAACCAAUUGGUGAGGCAACAAAAAAAUAUUGUCAUUUAAUAAGUAAAGAAGGUGGUGUUCCACUACAUAGAGCAUUCAGUGUUUUUCUUUUUAAUUCAAAUGGAGAUCUUUUAUUGCAAAAAAGAUCAUCGACAAAGAUAACAUUUCCUGGUUAUUUCACCAACACGUGCUGUAGUCAUCCUUUAGCUGAAAUAGCAGGUGAAUCUGAUGAACAAGAUGCAAUUGGAAUUCGUAGAGCGGCACAACGAAGAUUAAAUUAUGAAUUAGGAAUACCAAUGAAUGAAAUAUUAAUAAAUGAUUUUUAUUAUUUAACAAGAAUUCAUUAUCAAGCACUUGGCGAAUCAAUUUGGGGUGAACAUGAAAUUGAUUAUAUUUUAUUUGCUCAAAAAGAUAAAAUAACAAUUGAUCCAAAUCCAGAUGAAAUAAGUGAAAUUCGUUGGAUAUCAAGGGAGGAAAUUGAUAAUUUUAUAAAAACAACAAAAGAUCCAUUAACACCAUGGUUUAAACUUAUUUACGAAAAUCAACUUAAACUUUGGUGGGAUAAUUUAAAUAAUUUACAAAAAUAUUCUAAUCAUGAAACAAUACAUCGUUAUUUAUAGAAUAUAAUUGAUUUUUUUUUUUCUUUUCAAUUCUAAAAAAAAGAGGACAAGACAAUUUUUAUAAUUAUAAAAAUGAAUAUAAUAUUUUAUGGGGUUUAUUUUUGAAAAUUUUUCUAAAGAUUUAUAACUUGUAAUUUUUUUCUGUAAAUUUUUUCACAAAAUAAAAUAUAUUUUUAAAAUGGGAAAAAUAAUGUAUUUAAAUAAAAAAAAUAAAUAAAUAAAUAAAGAAAAUUGUACUUUUUUUCUGUGAAAAAAAUGAAUGAAGGAUUAAAAAAGAAUUCUAUUUUUUUUUUUUUUUAUUUCCAACAACAAGAAUGUUUUAUUCUUAAUGUUUAUCUCGUAACAAAUACAAGUUGUGUGAUACAUUAAAGAACACACUCACGCAUAUUGAAAAGCAUUUAAAAUUUUUCAAUUUAGCUUUUCUAAAUUGCUUCCUUUUUUUUUUUGCCUACUUACAAUAUUUACUGCCUUUAAGACUGGACAUUAGGAGACACAAUUGUAAAUUUGAAUUUAAAAAAAAAAAAAAAAAAAUUGAACAAUUUUCUAUCUUAAUUUUUAUAAAAUUCGAAAAAUUACACACCGAUAAUUUAUAGUGCUAGAGCAAAAAUAUUGCCUAAUAUGGUAUAAAAAAUAUCGGAAGUAUAUUUCAAAAAGUGAUAUAGAAAAAUGUACAAUUUUUUUUUUUUUUUUUUUUUUAAUUUCCA